Molecule: messenger RNA, 1855 nt
Organism: Beta vulgaris subsp. vulgaris (sugar beet)
Lineage: Eukaryota; Viridiplantae; Streptophyta; Magnoliopsida; Caryophyllales; Amaranthaceae
Product: probable sulfate transporter 4.2
Exons: 5
Coding region: 261-584 (107 amino acids)
Biological process (GO): transmembrane transport
Cellular component (GO): membrane
Source: RefSeq, a predicted model, not a curated record
UCAAUACCCCAAUAGAGUGAGAGACUCCUUAUGGCUGAAAAAAAAUAGCCGUUGCAUACUACCCUUUCUCCUUCAUCCUCUCAAAGUUGAAACCCUCAAUCUUCCAUGAGUCUGGCACUGCUGCAUGUUCGCCGCACCCAAAAUAGAGCAGAGGGAGAAAAGAUGGUUUGGAUAAUACUGCAGAAGCACAUAAUGACCUUAAAAUUCUUGAAGUGGCAUCUGAUCGCGUCAGAAAAGGUUCAGCUGGUGUUUCUGGAUCGAUGAUGCUGUUGAGUUCGUGCCAAAGAAUGCAUGCUCCAUUUACUCAGGUUGGAUUUUCCCUUGCUUUUGUAGUCCAUGAAUCUGCUAAUCCACAUAUUGCUGUAUUGGGUCGUCUUCCUGGUACAACAAUUUAUAGGAAUGUUCAACAAUAUCCAGAAGCAUAUACAUACCAUGGAAUAGUGCUUGUUCGUGUUGAUGCGCCAAUAUAUUUUGCAAACACUAGUUACAUUAAAGAUAGGCUGUGCGAAUAUGAAUCCAAUCCUGAUCAAUCUAUACGUGUGGGCCAGAAGUCGAACAAAUUUAUAUUGGGAAAUUUAUUUUGAGCUUUCACGUGAGUAAUUGCAAUUUUCUCUUUUCAUUAUUCUCUCCUUUCUUGUUUUAGUGUGUCAUUGAUGUUAGAUUGGACUUAAGAAUAUGGCAUAUACAUAAUGAGACCAACCAAAUCUUUUAAUUAAUUUACUAAAAUUUAGUAGGUUUGGAUCAAAAGACCUAUCCCAAGUAAGAGUUAUAAAAUCUUUGCCCUCAUGAAAGGCACUGAGGCAGUGAGUUGAUGCUAUAAUAGCAUGGUAUCCUAAUAGAUAUUAGAAUGCUUGAACUACAACAUAGUGGUGAGCAACAAAGGCAAGGUUUUGCCAUGGGAUAUCGAAAUUAUGUAAUUAUCUUUUGUCAUUGUCACCAAAGGUGAUCUUGGGAUUUACAAGUCUCAUACAACUCUGUUCUCGUGAACCUAAAGAUGAUAUUAGAAUGAUUGAACGACAACAUGCAUAGAAUGAGCAACAAAGGCAGGGUGUUGCCGUGGGACAUUCUAAUUAUAUAGUUAUCAUAUGUCAUCAAAGGUGGUGGUUAAAGUUCUCAAAAAAACCUGUUAAUAUAUUAAAGGUGGUGGUGGUGGAAGCAUCUACGAGAGUCAGUAAUAGUUAUAGUUCUGGUGGUACUUUUGACGAAGGCUCAGAUAUGUACCUAAAGUUAGGGUAGGUCCAAUCCCUUUUUAAUUCCAUGAUUUAGCUUGACUUGCCUUUAAGUCAUGCAUUCAAGAGUUAAUGCUACUCUCUAUUUUGUUUUCAUAGAACCUUUUGUGAUCGUUGUUGCUGUUUUUUUUUUUUUUUUUUUUUUUUGGCAAUUGUUGAUGGUGAUAUAUUACCAAACACAUAUUGCUAGUAAUUCUAGAAUCUACUCUUAAAAAAAAAAGUGUUGCAAGUAAAAAAAAAAACUGUAGGAAAUAUAUAUUUUCAAGAUGAAUAUAACAAUAUGUAUCUCUGAAUAUCGAAAAUAAUUUUAUGAAUUUUGUCCAAAAUGAAAUCCAUGUCUGGGUGUCAAGAUGGGUACAUGAGUUAAUAAGAAAAAUUUAAGCACAAAAGGUAGUGGUGAAGGUCAUGUGUGUCUGUGUGUUUGCGGUUCUCCUGCCUGCCCACCCCCCAAAAACAUUUUCUUUUUUCUUACAAUUCCUUUGAGGAGAAAUAAGAUUAAUAUAGAGAAUGAAGAAUGAGCUAUUGUGAUACGAUGCCUGAAAAGAACAUGACAUAUUGAGAGGCGACAUUUAAAUUAAAUGUAGAAAGAUUGUUUGAGAAGAGGAGGUUGACGUGAGAGAAUAUGG